AUUAACCGGAAGAACACGGCAGUCAUCAUGUUUAGUAAAUAAAGUGUUCGACUUCCAUUGUUUACUGUUAUUUAUAGUCUUAACAUGUCAAAGAACGGUUACAGUUUGUGUCUUUGAAGGUUUGUGCCAUUUUCAUUGAGCGCUGGUAAAACUGGCGACCCAGCAAGUUAAGAAGGUCAUUUAUCGGUGGAUAUUGACUUUAACAACCACGGGCACCGGCACCAUUGGUCAGUCUUUACAUCAGAGUACACCAUUAAACCUUCAUCAUGUGGGAUGUUGAGAUCAGGGGCAUGGCAUCAGCUCAUGCCAUUAUUGCCUCCUCCAUAUUUCUGGCAACUGUAAUACCUGCUGUGUUUUUGGAGAACUUCUCUGUUUAUGGCACCCACAUGGUUUGGCUGUACUCUGUGGCUGGAUCUGUAGCUGUGGUCAACAUUGCAGUGUUUCGGCUUUUAGGCAUAAUCCCACCAACAAAGAAGAACACAUUGAGCUUCAAGAUCAAUCGAUUAUUCAGAUCCUGUCUGUACUUUCUCCUGUCGUGUCUUUUUUAUCAUACUGUGGUAGUACUGUACGGUGCACCUCUGCUUGAGUCUGCCCUGGAGACUUUUUCACUGGCUGUGCUGCUGUCCACAUUCACCACACUGAGAUGUCUGUGUAUACUGGGUCCUAAUAUACAGGCGUGGAUCCGGGUGUUUAGCAGAGAUGGGGCGUUGUCAGUGUGGGACACGUCUCUUCAGAUUACAACUGGCUGUAGUUUGGUUGGGGCCUGGCUGGGAGCUUUCCCUAUUCCCCUUGACUGGGACAGACCCUGGCAGGUUUGGCCUGUUUCCUGUACGCUUGGCGCAACUGCUGGAUUUCUGACUGGCCUCCUCGUUGCACCUGUUUGGAUCCACUGGCAUCGCAAACUUCUCACUUACAAGCUUAAAUAAGGAAAAGAAGCACAUUCAAGUGUUAAGCCACUGGGAAUUUAGAAAUUAAUUCAGGCUUGUUUUUGAAACAUUUGUGUCCUCCCAGAAGCGUGAGCUCCAGAUCCCAGAAAUGACAUUGCCACAUUUACAACAAUUAAAGUCUGUUUUUUGUAGAAUAAAAUAUUUUGUCCCUUGUAUGCUCCUCAUGGCAGUAUAUUUACUUCAUUGUUCUUCUUCUUUCAUAAAAUAAAGCGAUUACCAACAGAAGAGUUUUGUAAAAUGCAAAUGUUUUGCAACUCAAAUCGAGACACCGGGUUCCCUUUUUGAAGUUAAAUAAAGUCCUACUUCUGUAAAUGACACAUGGGUUUGGUUGUGCUGUUGAGGCUGUCUGGGUUUCAACCCUCAAAGUGAACUUGUGCUCACAGAGCCAGACGUGGAAAGCAGAUUGUUUUUAGUCUACUGUACAUCUUUCAUUUUCUAUUCUCUGUGCUUGUCAAUUCAAUAAUUUAGAAUUUCCAACCAUUUUCCUUGUAGGCCAUCUCAUUGUUUAGUGUUUGUGUCAAUUGUCCUUGAAGAACAUUUCUUUUUGAACAAUGUUUUUCUCAUUCCCCCAACUUGGACUAUGAGCCUCAAUUGUUAACACUAUUUGUAGGUGAUUGCAUCCAGUCAUAUUGGUUGAUCUCUGGUUGUCAGUUCAUCGUGUCAUCACCGUCAAUUGUUGAGUUCUUGUUUA
Messenger RNA from Triplophysa rosa, 1638 nucleotides. RefSeq names its product phosphatidylinositol glycan anchor biosynthesis, class F (gene pigf). The record is from RefSeq and is a predicted model, not a curated record. Bases 267 to 926 code for a protein of 219 amino acids. The transcript has 6 exons. Gene Ontology annotation, biological process: GPI anchor biosynthetic process. Lineage: Eukaryota; Metazoa; Chordata; Actinopteri; Cypriniformes; Nemacheilidae. Gene Ontology annotation, cellular component: endoplasmic reticulum membrane.